AUGUACGGGCGUCAAGAAGAAAAAUAUUACUUUGGGAUACAAACAGAAAACGAAAUAGAAAGUGAUGAAGAUGACAAUUUGCCUCUCAGUAUUUUAAAAGAAAACAUCAAAAGAGCUUCAUCAGUUUAUAGAAAGUUACCGGAAAAUUCGAGAAGUGCAAAAGAAAUAACGGAUAAUGACAACAGGAAAAAGGAAGUAUAUAAGAGUGCUUUUAGUGUUGCUGAGCCAGUUACAACUGUUUUGAAGUCAAUUAGCGAGCCUGGCAUUUGCACAAAGUUUUCAGAAAAUGGUAUUCAAAGAGAACCUGAGCAAUAUAAAUCUACUAACAGAGAUCACGACCCCACCUACAGAGCGAGCUGUGCAUUUAGAAACUGUAGAGAUGAAAUAUGGGCAGCAUGUGAAAGAUGUUCUGAGUUGCUUUGUUGGGAACAUUUUAUCAACAACGAAACCUGUACUAAACAUGUUGACAGCGUUUCUUCCGAAAAUGAGGAAAAUAUACCGCCAAUUUUGCUUUCUAAAGGUAUGAAAACUAACCUAGAGAUUCGCAGAAGAUAUGCUGUGGAUGGAGAACAAAGGGAAGUAUCCUUUGAUAAAGUGAGAAAGGGCAAUAAAAGGAAGAUCGCACAUGACAAGAGAAUAGCGGGAGAAGCUUAUGUCAGUAGCACCUCUGGAAAGGCUGUUUUAGCUAAAGGGAUGAAACCUCGUUGUACUAGUGAAAAAUGCAAGAGUACAGUGUGCAGCAUUAGUGAUUUCCAAAGGCAGAAAAUAUUCAACGCUUUUUAUGUUACAAAGAGCUUACAGCAACAAAGGGAGUUUAUUAUACGACACGUACAGAUCAAAGCUAUCAAGCGGAAAAGGACAGACAAAGAAGUUUCACGUAGGUCGAAGACAUUUGAAUACCACCUUCCUAAAAGUGACGGAAUGUCCGUAGUUUGUAAAACAAUGUUUUUAAACACUUUGGGAAUUUCAGAAAAGACAAUGCGUACGGCUUUAUCUAAAAGAACAGAAGAAGGGAUAGUAGAGCCCGAUAGACGAGGAGGACGACAUGAAAUGCAAGCUGAUGAAAAAAGAAAACUGGAACUCGAGGAUGCUUAUAAUAAUCAUACUGCUGAAAAGAUAUCUGUUCGCAGGAAAAAAGAAGAAGCCAAGGAAACAUCAAAGUUAAAUCCUAGCGUUCUGGCUGCUGCUGUAUUUGACCUACAACAAGUCAUACAGCUUCCAAAAAGUAAAGAGAGUGCCUUAUUUUUUCGUCGCCGCCUCUCUUCAAUCAACUUCACGAUUUACAAUAUCGGAAAUAAAGAAUGCUAUUGUUUCUUUUGGGAUGAAACUAUAAGCAAGCGAGGGGCUAGCGAAAUAUCAACAUGUGUAGCAAGAUAUCUGAAUGAGCUAGACAAUCGGGGGAUCAAGGAAGUCAGGGUGGCUACUCAACCUCAUCUUCCCGAAGUCAGCGACGAAUUCGUCCAUCUGUUUCUGCACGCCUGCUACUACUCACACGAAAAGACCAAAAACUCUAUAGAAGCAUGGUUCACUAUAAGAUCCAAUCAUCCUACUAUAUUUUCCAAUAGGGACCCUUUGGAACCGAAAAUGAAGGCUUUAUUGGAUAUGGGGUAA
This is a messenger RNA of Ceutorhynchus assimilis (cabbage seed weevil), 1611 nucleotides long. NCBI's taxonomy places the organism in Eukaryota, Metazoa, Arthropoda, Insecta, Coleoptera, Curculionidae. The record is from the annotation of a GenBank genome assembly.